AUGGGGUGCUGCCCGGGGGACUGCUUCACCUGCUGCGCCCAGGACCAGAACUGCUGUGAAGAGUGCUGCUGCCAGCCCGCCUGCUGCGGCUCCUGCUGCGGCUGCUGCGCCGCCUGCUGCAGCUCCUGCUGCGGCUGCGGAGGCUCCGGGUGCGGAGGCUCGGGCUGCGGAGGCUCGGGCUGCGGGGGCGGCUGCUGUGGCUCUUCUUGCUGUGGCUCUGGCUGCGGGGGCGGCUGCGGGGGCGGCUGCUGUGGCUCUUCGUGCUGUGGCUCUUCGUGCUGUGGCCCUGUGUGCUGCCAGCCCUCGCCGGUGUGCGACACGAAGUGA
Molecule: messenger RNA, 327 nt
Organism: Microcebus murinus (gray mouse lemur)
Lineage: Eukaryota; Metazoa; Chordata; Mammalia; Primates; Cheirogaleidae
Source: RefSeq, a predicted model, not a curated record